AUGGCUGUCAUCUUGGCAUGGAGUCUGCUAUGCGUUGCACUCGUUCUUGCACUGUAUCGACGACGGACUAGAAGGGCCUCGCUUACGAACCUUCCUGGUCCCGAACCAGAGUCGUUCCUUCUAGGCAAUUUGCGUCAAUUUUACCAGGGCCAAGCGGGAGAAGCAGACUUCAAGUGGCAAGCAUCGUUCGGGCACAUGUUAAGCAUCAGGGGUGUACUCGGGGAAAAUUGUCUGUUUGUAUCGGAUCCUAAAGCACUCCAGCACAUCUAUCAUUCCGGUUACGUUUUUCGCAAACACGUCAUCCGGAAGGAGUUGACCCGGCUCGUCGCUGGCAAGGGAAUUAUCUGGGCUGAUACCGAUGACCAUAAACGCCAAAGAAGAGUUAUUUUACCAGCCUUUGGAGCAUCCGAAACGAAGGCUUUGUUGCCAUAUUUUUCGGAGUUUGCAGCCCUGCUUGUCUCGAAAUGGAAAGAGAUUAUUGGAGUGGGGAGUUCUGCUACACUUGACAUGCCUUCAUGGAUGUCACGAACUACACUGGAUGUGAUCGGUCAAGCCGCUUUCGACUAUCAGUUCCAUGCCCUGGAAGACAAAGACAGUCUUCUGAGGCAAGCAUUCGUCAAAGUGGCAGGAGAAACAUUUGGACGGCCGUCGAAGAAGGCGAUAUUCAUCCAGAACAUACUUCAGUAUGCACCGACGCCUCUCAUAGUAUAUCUUUUCGGCCAUGCAUCAGCUUUUGAACAAGCAAGAGAGACGACUCGGUUGGCUCAGCAGGUCUCGAGGGAUUUGAUUGACACUAAGUCCGAGGCUUUCAUGCAAGGCGCCGGUGGACGUGAUGUCAUGAGUUUGCUCGUAAAGGCGAACUUGAAAGAAAAAAACAGUCAGGGCCUUACUGAUGAGGAAAUGUUGGCAGCAAUGCAGACCAUCAUGGGUGCAGGACACGAGACCACUGCGACCACUCUCACCUGGACCCUUUAUGAGCUCGCCAAAAGUCCGGAUCUCCAAGCAAAACUCCGGCACGAGGUUAAGGACAUGGAAAAGGCGAUUGGUGGCGCUGAUUUUUCAGCCGCAAACUUUGAGUCGAUGCCAUACUUGCAGGCAGUGAUGAAGGAAGCGCUGAGAAUGCAUCCGGUAUCGUACUACGGACUCCGCGAAGCUGCGAGAGAUGAUGUUAUCCCUCUGUCGAAGCCGAUAAUGUUGAGAGAUGGUAGUGUCGUGAAGGAGGUACCCGUUGCGAAAGGGACGACGGUGUACAUCUCUAUCGCAGGCUAUAACAGAAAUGAAGAUGUCUUUGGUAAAGAUGUCCAUAGAUUCAAGCCUGAACGCUGGCUUGAUGAAGCUGUACCGAGAAAAGGUGCAACGGCCGUUGGCGUGUACGGAAACAUGAUGACUUUCGGUAGUGGUGUCCGAUCAUGUGGUUAUUUUUACAGACUGCUUGAGUAUCAGACUAUCUUGGUGCAGCUGAUGAAGAAUUUCGAGUUUUCUGUUGAUGCUUCUAUCGUUAACAAGAUUCGCAGGGAUGCUGCAUUGGUCAUGCAGCCAAUCAUUGAAGGAGAGUAUGAGAAGGGGCCUCAGCUGCCCUUGCGAGUGUCAUUGGUAUCUACUGAUUGA
Messenger RNA from Guyanagaster necrorhizus, 1608 nucleotides. Its product is annotated as cytochrome P450. The record is from RefSeq and is a predicted model, not a curated record. Gene Ontology annotation, molecular function: heme binding; iron ion binding; monooxygenase activity. Bases 1 to 1608 code for a protein of 535 amino acids. NCBI's taxonomy places the organism in Eukaryota, Fungi, Basidiomycota, Agaricomycetes, Agaricales, Physalacriaceae. The transcript has 14 exons.